UCCCAUUCAUGCAAUAGCUACAGCCUCCUUAUCUCCUCCUUGCUCUUGGCACUCUUCUUUUCAUGCAAUGCAACUCAAUGUUCUGAUGAUCAGGAGAUUCCAAAGGUGUACAUUGUGUACAUGGGCGCUGCUGACCAGCAUCACAGCCAUUUGCUGUCUAGCCGCCAUGCACAAAUGCUCGCAUCUGUGUCCAACAGAAGUGUGGAAUCAGCCAUGGAAACUAUUGUCCACAGCUACACCCAAGCGAUCAAUGGCUUUGCCGCAGAGAUGCUCCCAAGCCAAGCGUUUAUGCUACAACAGAUGCCAGGUGUGGUUUCUGUGUUUGAGGACUACACAAUGUCCCUCCAAACAACCCGUUCGAUGAACUUCAUAGGGCUGGAGGACGCAUCCGGAAACACCGCAGCAAACUCGCUGUGGAAGAAGACGAAGGGUGAAAACAUGAUAAUUGGAGUACUGGACUCGGGGGUCUGGCCAGAGUCGGCGAGCUUCAGCGAUGCCGGGCUGCCGGCUUCCCUUCCUGCGAAGUGGCGAGGCAGCUGUGCCUCGAGCGCCUCCUUCCAAUGCAACAGGAAAGUGAUUGGCGCGCGUUAUUACGGAAAAUCUGGAAUCGCCGACCCGACUCCUCGCGAUACAACUGGGCAUGGAUCUCACGUCUCCUCCAUAGCCGCAGGAGCUCCUGUGGCCGGCGUCAACGAACUAGGGCUUGCGCGAGGCAUCGCAAAGGGCGUCGCGCCCCAGGCUCGAAUCGCCGUGUACAAGAUCUGCUGGACAGAAAGAACAUGCUCGGCCGCCAAUGUUCUCAAGGGAUGGGACGAUGCGAUUGGCGAUGGUGUGGACGUGAUCAACUUCUCGGUGGGAAACAGAAAAGGUUCCUACUGGUCUGACGUUGCCUCCAUCGGUGGCUUCCAUGCCACGCAAAGGGGGAUUGUGGUGGUCGCGGCUGCUAUGAAUGGUGACGCCGGGUGUGUUGUCCAGAACACUGCGCCGUGGGUGAUGACCGUCGCUGCGAGCACGACCGAUCGACGCCUCCCGUGCAACGUCGUCCUGGGAGAUGGUUCAGUAUACCAGGGAUCCAGCCUUGCCAAUUUCGAUCUCGGCAAUACUUUCUAUCCUCUGGUGUAUGGAGGGGACAUCCCUGCUAAGCCUACAACUUCACCCGCAAGUGCUGCCGGCUGCUCCCCUGGAGCUCUGGAUCCUGCCAAAGCACGGGGAAAGAUAAUCUUUUGCGGCGCUCCAGAGCCAUCCAGCGAUCCUAUCAAAUAUGUCACUGAUGGAAUGAAAGCUAUUGGUGCCAUUGGCUUCAUUGUGGGAAACAACGCAGUUGGCAAGGAGAGAUUGCUGUCACUCAGAUUCACGAUGCCUGCUACUCAAGUUGGAAACAAAGCUGCAAAUUCGAUUUCUUCCUACAUCAAGUCAAGCAUGAAUCCAACUGCGACGAUUAAAACGCCAACAACAGUGCUUAACCAGAAGCCAUCGCCCAUGAUGGGAAUCUUCUCUUGUAAAGGUCCCAACCCUGAAGUCCCAGACAUUCUCAAGCCAGACAUAACAGCUCCAGGUGUGGACAUCCUUGCCGCAUGGUCAGAAGCAGCUGAUAAGCCACCUCUCAAGUAUAAGUUCGACAGUGGAACUUCGAUGGCCAGUCCUCACGUUGCCGGAUUAAGCACACUGCUCAAAUCCAUGUACCCGGGUUGGAGUGCGGCAGCAAUCAAGUCUGCGAUCAUGACCACAGCUUACACACAAGACAGCACUGGGAAGCCAAUUCUGGACGGGGACUAUGACAUCGCUACUCCCUUCAACUAUGGAUCCGGACACAUCAACCCGGUUGCAGCAGCAGAUCCAGGGCUUGUUUACGACGCAGGGGAGCAGGACUAUGUUUCUUUCUUGUGCAACAUUGGCUUGUCUGCAAAACAGGUCGAACUUAUAACUGGGAAACCCGAGACAUGUCCUUCCGUCAGAGGCCGAGGCAACAACUUAAACUACCCCUCAGUGACAGUCACCAAUCUGGCAAGAGAAGCAACAGUGACAAGAACUCUCACCAGUGUCAGUGAUUCGCCAAGCACAUAUAGGAUUGGUAUAACUCCACCAAGUGGGAUCAGUGUUACUGCCAAUGCAACGAGCUUGACUUUCAGCAAGAAGGGGGAGCAAAAGACGUUCACGCUCAACUUCGUUGUGAACUAUGAUUUCCUGCCUCGACAGUACGUGUAUGGUGAGUAUGUGUGGUAUGACAACACACACACUGUUCGCAGCCCGAUUGUGGUCAAUGCGGUGAGUCGCCUUGCAAGUGGGGAAGGGAAUCUGGUUUAUGAGGUUUAAAGAGAAGACCUUUACUAAUUAUUUUUAAUUAUCUUUGCUGAGUAUUUGGGAUUGUGAUUUUGUUCUUA
Messenger RNA from Selaginella moellendorffii, 2381 nucleotides. Its product is annotated as subtilisin-like protease SBT5.3. Gene Ontology annotation, molecular function: serine-type endopeptidase activity. NCBI's taxonomy places the organism in Eukaryota, Viridiplantae, Streptophyta, Lycopodiopsida, Selaginellales, Selaginellaceae. Gene Ontology annotation, biological process: proteolysis. The transcript has 10 exons. Bases 121 to 2313 code for a protein of 730 amino acids. The record is from RefSeq and is a predicted model, not a curated record.